CUUUGAAGACUUCCAGGUUGUGUUCAUCUUUGAUGGUCUGGAUGAGUGUCGUCUUCCUCUGGACUUCCACAAAACAACAAUCCUAACUGAUCCUAGAAAGUCCACCUCAGUGGAUGAGUUGCUGAUAAACCUCAUCAGGGGGAAACUGCUUCCUUCUGCUCACCUCUGGAUAACCACACGACCAGCAGCAGCCAAUCAGAUCCCUCCUGAUUGUGUUGACAUGGUGACAGAGGUCAGAGGGUUCACUGACCCACAGAAGGAGGAGUACUUAAGGAAGAGAUUCAGAGAUGAGGAGCAGGCCAGCAGGAUCAUCUCCCACAUAAAGACAUCAGGAAGCCUCCACAUCAUGUGCCACAUCCCAGUCUUCUGCUGGAUCACUGCUACAGUUCUGGAGGAUGUGCUGAAAACCAGAGAGGGAGGACAGCUGCCCAAGACCCUGACUGAGAUGUAUACCCACUUCCUGGUGGUUCAGGUCAAAAUGAAGAUGGUCAAGUAUGAUGGAGGAGCUAACACAGAUCCACACUGGAGUCCCAAGAACAGGAAGAUGAUUAAGUAUCUAGGAAAACUGGCUUUUGAUCAGCUGCAGAAAGGAAACCUGAUCUUCUAUGAAUCAGACCUGACAGAGUGUGGCAUCGAUAUCAGAGCAGCCUCAGUGUACUCAGGAGUGUCCACACAGAUCUUUAAAGAGGAGAGAGGACUGUACCAGGACAGGGUGUUCUGCUUCAUCCAUCUGAGUGUUCAAGAGUUUCUGGCUGCUCUUCAUGUCCAUCGGACCUUCAUCAUGUCUGGACUCAAUCUGCUGGAAGAACAACAAACAACCCUCAAAUUCUCUAAAUUAUUUGACAAACCAAAACUUCAAUCUCUCCACCAAAGUGCUGUGAACAAGGCCUUACAGAGUCCAAAUGGACACCUGGAUUUGUUCCUCCGCUUCCUCCUGGGUCUUUCACUGCAGGCCAGUAAGACUCUCCUGCGAGGCUUCAGACAGGAAGUAGCUCACAGACCAAUCAGGAAACAGUCCAGUACAUUAAAAAAAAGCUCAGUGAGGAUAUGUCUGCAGAGAGAAGCAUCAAUCUGUUCCACUUAUUUUGAAUCCAUGAUGUUUGAUUUUAUUCUUGUGUUCUUUAUGUCUAGUUUGAGUAGCUGUUUCCUCUCAGAAAAAAGCUGUGAAGCACUGUCCUCAGUCCUCACCUGCCAAACCUCGAAUCUGAGGGAGCUGGACCUGAGUAACAACGACCCACAAAAUUCAGGAGUGAGGCUUCUGUCUGCUGCACUGCAGAGUCCACAUUGUGCACUGGAAACACUAAGAUUGAGUGUCUGUAACCUUUCAGAGAGAAAUUGUGAAGCUUUGUCCUUAGUUCUGAGCUCUCAGUCCUCUAGUCUGAAAGAGUUGGACCUGAGUGACAACAACCUAGAAGAUUCAGGAGUGAAGCUUCUGUGUGCUGGAGUUGAGAGUCCACACUGUACACUGGAAAGUCUCAGUCUGUCAUGCUGUCUGAUCACAGAGGAAGGCUGUGCAUCUCUGGCUUCAGUUCUGAGCUCUAAUCCCUCCCAUUUGAGAGAGCUGGACCUGAGCUACAAUCAUCCAGGAGCCUCAGGAAUGAAGCUGCUGUUGGCUGGACUAAAGGAUCCCCGCUGGAAAGUGGACACACUAAGAUUCCUGUCAACUCACAAUCGACACAAACACAGUGAACACAGACCUCCAACUGUCUGA
This is a messenger RNA of Pundamilia nyererei, 1711 nucleotides long. RefSeq names its product NACHT, LRR and PYD domains-containing protein 12-like. Lineage: Eukaryota; Metazoa; Chordata; Actinopteri; Cichliformes; Cichlidae. Bases 221 to 1711 code for a protein of 496 amino acids. The record is from RefSeq and is a predicted model, not a curated record. Gene Ontology annotation, molecular function: protein binding. The transcript has 5 exons.